Molecule: messenger RNA, 4883 nt
Organism: Medicago truncatula (barrel medic)
Lineage: Eukaryota; Viridiplantae; Streptophyta; Magnoliopsida; Fabales; Fabaceae
Product: putative disease resistance protein RGA4
Exons: 2
Coding region: 117-3482 (1121 amino acids)
Molecular function (GO): ADP binding
Source: RefSeq, a predicted model, not a curated record
UAUUGUUGUCUAUAAGAGGCAACUAUAACCACCGAUUUAAUCAUCAAAAACAAACAAUUUAUCAUAUUCAAUUUCCUAUAGCAAACUUUGAUACAUUUCUGUUCACAUUUCUCGAAAUGGCUGACGCUUUAAUUGGAAUCGUGAUUGAAAACCUCGGAUCUUUUGUUCGAGAGGAGAUUGCAUCCUUUUUGGGUGUUGGAGAAUUGACCCAGAAGCUAAAUGAAAACCUCACCACAAUCCGUGCUGUACUAAAAGAUGCUGAAAAGAAGCAGAUAACAAGCGAUGUUGUGCAAAAAUGGCUGCAGAAAUUGGGUGAUGCUGCUUAUGUACUUGAUGAUAUAUUGGAUGAAUGUUCAAUAACUUCAAAAGCACAUGAAGGCAACAAGUGCAUCACCCGUUUUCAUCCAAUGAAAAUUUUGGCUCGUCGCAACAUUGGAAAGAGGAUGAAGGAGGUUGCUAAAAGGAUUGAUGAUAUUGCUGAAGAAAGGAAAAAGUUUGGAUUUCAAUCAGUGGGAGUCACGGAGGAGCACCAACGAGGAGAUGAUGAAUGGAUCCUAACUACUUCUGCUGUCACCGAACCAAAAGUAUAUGGAAGAGACAAAGAUAAAGAACAGAUUGUAGAGUUUCUUCUAGGGCAUGCUAGUACCAGUGAAGAACUCUCUGUCUAUUCCAUUGUUGGUGUUGGCGGACAAGGAAAAACAACACUCGCUCAAGUGGUCUACAAUGAUGAAAGGGUAAAAACACAUUUUGACUUGAAAAUAUGGGUGUGUGUUUCGGAUGAUUUCAGUUUGAUGAAAAUUUUAGAGUCUAUCAUAGAAAACACCAUUGGAAAAAAUCUAGAACUCUUGUCUUUAGAGUCCUUGCGAAAAAAGGUUCAAGAAAUUUUGCAAAACCAAAGGUAUUUGCUUGUUCUUGAUGAUGUGUGGAGUGAUGACCAAGUGAAAUGGAAUACGUUCAAGUCAUUGUUGCCAAAUGGAAAGAAAGGUGCAUCAAUUUUGGUCACUACCAGACUUGACAUUGUUGCAUCCAUCAUGGGAACUUAUGUUCAUCAUUUAACACGGUUAUCUGAUGAUGACAUCUGGUCUUUGUUCAAACAACAAGCUUUUGGAGCAAAUAGAGAAGAGCGUGCAGAGCUUGUGGCAAUAGGCAAGAAGUUAGUGAGAAAAUGUGUGGGUUCACCUCUUGCUGCUAAAGUAUUGGGAAGCAGUUUGCGCUUUACAAGCGACGAACAUCAAUGGAUUUCUGUACUGGAAAGUGAAUUUUGGAAUUUACCUCAGGUUGAUCGUAUCAUGUCUGCUUUGACACUAAGCUACUUUAACUUGAAAUUGUCAUUGAGGCCAUGUUUUACUUUCUGCGCUGUUUUUCCUAAGGAUUUUGAAAUGGUGAAGGAACAUCUCAUUCAUCUUUGGAUGGCUAAUGGACUUGUUACAUCUAGAGGUAAUUUACAGAUGGAGCAUGUUGGUAAUGGGAUAUGGGAUGAAUUAUACCAAAGGUCAUUUUUUCAAGAAGUCAAAUCAGAUUUAGCAGGUAACAUUACAUUCAAAAUGCAUGAUUUAGUGCAUGAUUUAGCUAAGUCUGUUAUGGUAGAAGAAUGUGUGGCUUAUGAGGCUGAAAGCUUAACUAAUCUGUCAAGUAGAGUUCACCAUAUAAGUUGCUUUGUUUCUAAAACAAAAUUUGACUACAACAUGAUUCCUUUCAAAAAAGUUGAAUCCUUGCGAACCUUUCUUGAAUUUAAACCACCCACCACCAUAAAUUUAGAUGUGUUGCCAUCAAUCGUUCCUCUCCGAGCUUUACGUACAAGUUCUUGUCAAUUCUCUUCAUUGAAGAAUUUAAUACAUGUGAGGUACUUGGAACUUAACGAAUGUUAUAUCACAACCUUGCCUGCGUCUGUUUGUAGACUGCAGAAAUUGCAAACACUUAAACUUGAACAUUGCUAUUUUUUCUCUAGUUUUCCCAAACAAUUCAAAAAAUUGCAGGACCUUCGACAUCUCAUAAUUAAAGAUUGUCCAUCAUUGAAAUCAACUCCUUUUAGAAUUGGGGAGUUAUCUAGUCUGCAAACAUUGACCAAUUUCAUAGUUGAUUCAAAAACUGGGUUUGGUUUAGCAGAGCUACACAACUUACAAUUAGGAGGCAGGCUAUACAUCAAAGGCCUUGAGAAUGUGUUAAAUGAGGAGGAUGCUAGAAAAGCUAAUUUGAUUGGCAAGAAAGACUUAAAUCACCUAUAUUUGUCAUGGGGUGAUGCACAAGUUAGUGGAGUUCAUGCUGAGCGAGUACUUGAAGCUCUUGAGCCCCAUUCAGGACUUAAGCAUGUUGGGGUGGAUGGUUAUGGGGGAACAGAUUUUCCUCAUUGGAUGAAAAAUACUUCUAUUCUGAAAAAUCUAGUUCGUAUUAUUCUCUCUGACUGUAAAAACUGCAGGCAGCUUCCUUUAUUUGGUAAAUUACCAUGUUUAAAUAUUCUUUUUGUAUCUGGAAUGAAUGAUUUAAAGUACAUUGAUGAUGAUUUGUAUGAACCUGCGACCGAGAAGGCUUUUACGUCAUUGAAAGAUUUGACUCUGCAUGACCUACCAAAUUUAGAGAGGGUGUUGGAAGUUGAAGGAGUAGAGAUGCUACCACAACUUUUAGAGUUAGAUAUAAGAAAUGUUCCCAAACUUACAUUGCCACCCCUUCCAUCUGUUAAAUCACUUUGUGCUGAAGGAGGAAAUGAAGAGUUAUUGAAGUCUAUUGUUAACAACAGUAAUCUUAAAUCACUUUACAUAUUAAAAUUUGCCAGACUCAAGGAAUUACCUAGUACAUCUGAACUCGGCACUCUUAGUGCCUUAGAAUUUCUUGGAAUUCAAGGCUGUGAUGAAAUGGAGUCAUUAACAGAGCAGUUGUUGCAAGGUUUGAGUUCUCUUCGAACUUUGAUUGUUCGUUCUUGCUCUAGAUUUAAAUCCCUGUCUGACGGUAUGAGAUCACACCUAACUUGUCUUAAGACACUUAAUAUCAUCAACUGUCCACAGUUUGUUUUUCCACAUAACAUGAACGAUCUAACUUCUCUAUGGGUUCUGCAUGUCUACGGGGGUGAUGAAAAAAUAUUAGAAGGCUUAGAAGGCAUCCCCUCACUACAAAUUUUGUCUCUGACUAAUUUCCCUUCUCUAACAUCCUUGCCGGAUAGUUUGGGUGCCAUCACUUCUCUUCGGAGAUUAGGCAUUUCGGGAUUUCCAAAGUUAAGUUCACUACCAGACAACUUUCAGCAACUCCGAAACUUGCAAGAGUUAAGUAUUGAUUAUUGCCCUUUGUUGGAGAUGAGAUGCAAGAGAGGAAAAGGUGAAGAUUGGCAUAAGAUAGCUCACGUUCCUGAAUUUGAAUUGAAUUUCAAAUUGCAAUCUGAUGCAGAACCAACAAUUUGUGAGAAUAUUAUAUCAACAUGGAAGCAAUUCUUGCACCCUCCUCAAUCUUAUAUGUUCCCGCAUGAAUUUGAGCAGAUGAUUGACAAUUAUUAAGCACCGUAAUGGUAUUUAUUUGUUUGUUUAUUUAUUUUUUUAUAAUAAAGAUUCUCUGUUUAGUGGAAAAUGUUUAACAUUUUCGAUGGGAUUUUUGGUUGUUAUGGUAUUGUGUGUAUCUAUAUAUAUAUAUAGAGAGAGAGGGGGGAGAUACCAUUUUCAUCCUCAUGUAUGAGGCGUUGGCUUUGUCCUUUUCAAAAUAUUUCUUCUGUUUUUUUUUUUUGUUUCUUUCUUUUUUUUUAUAAGAGAUAUUUCAGCUGUUUUUUAUGUUGGUAAUUGUUGGAGUAUAUUCGAACACUAAAUUUUCUAUUUAAGAACAAUUUGAAGAUCAAAAUGAUGAAUAAAAAUGACAUUUAUGUUUGAAUUUUUAAUCUUAUUAGAUAGGUAUAAUAUUAGAUAGGUCUGCUAUAAUUUUUAUUUAUAAUCAUUUUUUUUUGGUACAAAUUUUUAUUCAUAAUCUAUAAGCAUAUUAUUAAAAUUUCAAAAACUUGUUCAUCGGUAUGCAAUUUCAAUACAUUCCACAACAGAUAUGCUAUAAUUGUUUUCAAAUUGUAAAUUUAAUCUAUAAGCAUAUUAUUAAAAUUUCAGAAACUUGUUCAUCUGUUCACACAUUACAUUACUAUCAUUUAUAUUAGCGUUAAUUGCAAAAUUCAAAAAAGAAAAUAUUAGCGAUAAUUGUUCUAAUUGACUCUGUAAUAUACGCAAUAUCUGAAAAAUGACUUUGUAAAAUAGAAAAUACAUAUUUUCACCCUAAACAUGCAUGUAAAAAUAAUGAAAAAAAUUCAACAUCUAGGUCGUUUUUCUGGACUUUGUGUAUAUUACAAGGUAAAAAAUAAUAAAACUCUCGAAUUAUAGAUUUAGAAUAUGUGCUUUUUAUUUUACAGAGUAAUUUUUCAGACUUCGCAUAUCUUACUUAUAGCCUGCAUUUUCGACAGGCUCAAUUAAUGCAAUCAAUAUUUGUUGAGCUUGGACUUUUCAGGAAUCAAAGUCUUUAUUUUCAACAUGGGGAUUUCAACAGAGUCUAGACUUAGACUUUGGAAGAUUCCAAAAGCUUCGAAGUUCGACAAGACGUGAGUCAGGAUGUAAUUUGGUCGAAGCCAAGGAGUUACUAUCGAAGAGAAGGAGUUUGAAUUCAAAAAGCAACGGUUUCCUUAGUGAAAGACGUGGGGGACAAGCGGUUUUCGAUGGAGGAAGUGUUGAUCGCGGCAAUUAGCCUUUUUCGGUCGUGUUUACUAUGUAUAAAUAGUAGUUUUCCAUAUGGAAAAUAAGUCGCAAAUCACUUAAAGAAAUUCUAAGCACUCGAAGUAUCGGUGUCUAGAGAAAAGAGUCAUACAAUAUGUAUGUAAUCUGAUUUGUCGAACCAUUUUUAUUUUAAUGCAAUGCAAUUUACCUUUUCCUUAA